Messenger RNA from Spirodela intermedia, 4886 nucleotides. The record is from the annotation of a GenBank genome assembly. Lineage: Eukaryota; Viridiplantae; Streptophyta; Magnoliopsida; Alismatales; Araceae.
AUGGGAGAGGACCGGGGGGCGGUCGUGGCCGUGGCGGCGGGGUCGGAGUCGAGGAAGAGAGGGAGGGCAGAUGGGGAGUCCGGGGAUCUCGAGAGGGUGGCUGAGAUCGUGAUGGUUUUGUCGGCGAUGGGGCAGAUAAGGGGUGGACGGGACCCCACGGCCGCGGAGAAGGCGCUGAUGUGGGAGGCUAGAGAGAAGCUCGCCAAGUUCUGCGAGUCGGUGGAACUCCCUCGCCGGAAGGAUCUUUUCACUAAGGAGAUGGCAAUGGCGGUCGUCGUAGAUCAUGGCCUCAAUCCGCCGAAGGAAAAUGUGCCCCGACCCCCGAAGUUAUCGAUUGCGGAGAAGGUUGCGAACACUAAAAAGAAGGUCCGAACUAAGAGUUUUGUUCUCUAUUUUUUCUAUCUUUAUUUCCAAUUUUGAUUCCUCCUCAGUACCGGGAAACUCGAAUAUCUUGUCAAUUUUCAUUGGAGGAAACAUGUUGCAUUCCUUUGCGACAUAUUGUGUCAGUUGCUCACUUUUGCUCCAUGAAAUCAUGCAGUUGUGUUGCUUGUGGGCGAUAAUGUUGAGGUUCGAAAAAUGAUAAUGACAUCAUGCAUUACCUUAAAAAAAUGCUUUUACAGAUUGUUAUUCAUCUUUUUUUAUUAUCCUUGGACGUUAGUUUUUAGAUUCUAUGUAGGUGUGUAUGAGAAGAAAGAUCCAUUUUUAAUGAGGUCUAUUGAUUACACGAUCAAGUGAUUGAGUUCAUUGUUAAAGGGACCAGUAUCUUUCUGUCUUUCACUUUUGUGGUUGCUGAUGUUAUGUCAUGUUUCGCUCUUGUCCUCCCUUUCUUAGAUGGAAGAAGCAAAGGAAAUUGCGGUACAGUCUUCAGGGCAACCAUCUCAGCUUCUGUCAGUGAGCUUCGGAGUAAAACCAGAGAGCCGAGGUUCAUUGUUUCCAGGAGCUCAGAGGGUUUUUCCGGAUAAACCAAGUCCUAUGCCACAUGGAGGCUUGCAAAAUGCUUCACCCGGGGCUCCUGUUGCUGGAUUAGCAUCCGUACCCUCCUCACUGAAGCAGUCGCAACAAAAUGAAAUACGACGAGGGCUGUCCCCCAUGAAACCAUCGAGUACUCCUGCAGGAAACGAUCUCUCUUAUUUUACAUUGGUGCAUGUGAUAUACUCGCAUUUUUGAUAGGACGAAUGGAGCAAUGUUCUUUCCGUUUUGUUCUGAGUGCUAUUAUUGUAUAGUCAUUGUUUUCUUGAAAAUAUUUUAAGAAAGUAAGAUAGUCGUUUCAGUUUGAAACGGGACAUUGGGGAAUGUUGCAUGAUUGGUGUCCUUCCCUCUGAAGAUGAUGUAUUUUCCCGGAGAACGAAUUCUUAGCGUUUGGAAACACCUAAUAAAUAUCGGGAUGCAAGUCGGUAAUAAGUUGUAGCUUGCACAGUUCGUUGGAAGAUAGUGAAUGGUUAGAGUAAUCAUAUGGUUCCUAUAGGAACGAUUGUACACCAUUGUAUCCCGUGCUUCAUUCAGAGACACGUUACUUUUAUUAAAAAACACGUUGUUUACUUAUAGAUUUUUACUAUCAUAGGCUCUCCCACGAGUUCAAACGUUGGUUGAUAAAACGCUUUUCUUGCAGCAUCUUCACCUGAUUUGGAUUCAUGUUCCUUGUGUAUUAUGUCAUAAAAAAAUUUGGCCGUUUUUCUGCGUUUACAGUGUCUCGGCUACCUGAAAAGACAUUAACAUCUUCAGCACAAGGAACCCCUGCAUCAGCAGCCUUUUCUGUCCAGACAAACAAGUCUCUGAACACAGUGGCUAAGGUUGAAGGUGCUUAUGGAUCCAAUGGUUUUCAAACUACUGCUCAUAUAACCAAAGAACAGGAUUCCAAGAUCCUGAUAGCUCAUGCUCCAGGGAAUCAGCUUGUUGGCCACCAGUUUUCUCAGGGAGCAAAUUUGCAUGAUCCAUCAUUGUUUAACAGCCAUAGUGAUAUUUCCAAAAUGGUUUCAAGAAUCUUGCCGCCAAGAGCUUUUGAUCAGCCUCAGUGGACUCCUCCGUCAACUGAUUAUGUGAACAGACCUUUAAAUUGUCAAAUUUGCAAAGUCAUUAUCAGUGAUGUGGAGAGCUUGCUUGUGUGUGAUGCCUGUGAAAAAGGUGUGCACAUGAGAUGCCUGUUGUCGUUCAAUCAGAGAAUUAUUCCGAAAGCUGAGUGGCACUGUCCACAGUGCUUGAUUUCAAGCAAUGGGAAACCCUUGCCCCCCAAAUAUGGUCGGGUUACUAGAAGUGUUACAACAUCAAGGUCUUCGUCGAGUGCUGGUGGUGUUCAGGCGUCUGAGAAGAAAGGAAAUGUGGAUUCAAAGGUUAAUAGUCAACAGAACUCAAAUGGAAAUCCUAUGAUGCCCAACCCAUCACAGGCUUCUACUGUAGGCAAUAGUCACAUUGAAUUAGUUACUGAGAAAAAGGUGACAAAUCCAAGUGAUACACAUGAACUGGAAUUUCCAAUUACCGACAGAAGGGCCGAUGAGGAGACACAGGAAACAAGUACAGCAGGUGAUUCAGAUAUGAGGGCUGAUCCAAGCAGUAUAUCUCCUGAAGUGCCUGAUAGUAAACAGCAGCAUCUGAGUACUGGACUGUUACCAUGCCAAAUGCAGCAACCGACUUCUGAGCAUAACUUACCAACAAAGGUUGACUCAAACCAUGAUGAUCUUUUGCAAGAUUUGGAAGCUAACAUGGAUAUAGAUCCUUCAUCUCAAGCGUCAAAUAAUCCACAUAUUGUCAACAUCAUAGAGGUGCCAGUAAAUUGUGACAGAUCCAUAAAGCAUACAGGUGAUGAGUUAAAAGAUUCCUCUGAGCCCGUGGAAAUUCCGGUUCAUGGGGAACAUUCUGAUGCUAGAAAUGAAAACGUGGCCAUUUCUGAGGACACUACUGGUGAAUCCAUGGGUAAAAAUCCUUCAAGUCAUGUGUCAAAUGUUCUACAAACUACCAACUGCAUAGACGCGCCAGUAAAUUCUGACAUAUCCCGCAAACAUACAGAUGAUGGGUUGAAAGGUUCAUCUGAGCUUCUGAAAUUGUCUGUUCUUGAAGGGCAUUAUGUUAAAGGUGAAAAGAUGGUAAUUUCUGAGGAAAAUACCGGAGAAAACUUUGAACGAGAUUUCAGUGAGCCUUCUUCCAAUGGUACCCAGAUUGCAGAAUGGGUUGGUGACAGUGUGCAGGCUAUUGAAGAGAGGUCCUACUACCACUCUUGUUCCGUCAAUGGUGUGAUAUAUAAACUGCAAGACCAUGUUCUUGUUUCUUCCAAUGAUGGCAAACUUUUACCGUCUAAACUCCAGGUAUGCAUCUAUUACGGGUUUACUAAUUUUAUUUUAUAUUGAAAGAAUCGUAUCCCAUCUGAGCUUCAACUUUUCAAACUGCCAUAUUUGUUUUUUUUUUUUUUUUUUGACAGACUAGUGUACUUUGUUUAUGGGUAACUUUGGUUUCUUACAUUUCAGGCUCUUUGGGAGGACACUAGAUCAGGGGCCAAGUGGGCUACAGUCCAUUGCUGUUACUACCCUAAUAACCUUCCUGAAAACGUUCAGAAGCCAGCUAUUCCUGAAAACGACGAGGUUAUUUCUGGUUCAUUUCUGUUGCUAUAUGUUAUGUCCUAUAUUUAAAUAGCUGCACUCUUAACUGACCCAUGAACCGCCAUUAUCCAUAUGAGGAAUUUGGGCAUAUCUCCUUGCUAGCAUUCAUCUUGAUUGCCAUCUACUCUCCCUGAUUCUUUAGGUUUACUAUCCUUCAUCAAUUGGGGUUCUGUGGAAGCUAAGACGAAAUCAGUGUUCCCAAUCCCGUUGAUUCCUUUUCAGAUCGGUUUCAUAAUUGACUGCUGUUGGAGAAAAAAAAAGAUUCAAUUCACGACCAUUUAUAAAAUAUAGUUUUAUGAUCUUAGCCCAUAUGGUUUCCUCACUGACAUUCAAAGCUCUUGUGCCAGAAAGUGCUUGAUUGAGGUCUUUGUACUAUCCUCGUUCAUCUCUGAUCUGGAAUCACUCCUCUGAAGACUGUUUUACCUCUUAUUGACGUCUCUAGAUUCGGUUCUAUUCCAUGAUUAACUAAGAUUUCGGCCAACUUUUGUACAAUAUACAACUUUGGCAGGGGAAACUAUAACUUUCACGAGAAUCUAAUCUCCCAUAAUUUCUGCUGCUUCAUUCUGAGGUUGUAGUGUCUUGCAUUCUCUAGAGGGCUAUGCUAACACUCCUCAUGAAAAUUAGACCCUCUCUACCAACUAUAUACGUAUAAAUGUAUAUAUUUAUGGAUUAAUAUAACUCACAAUGAUCUUCGUCUUCAUCAAGCCUUAAUUUCUAUUGUGUUCUUCUAGCAUCUUCCUGGAGAAAGAGUGUGCAGAAAGCAUGCAGGCUUUCGAUCAUAUUUAUAUUUAUAUAUAUAUUUAUAUAUGCUUCUGACCUAGAAAAUCAUUUAUGGUGUGGUUCUUUUGCAGUUCUACCUUGGGAUCAUUAAAAAAACUAUUAUUUAUUUAUUUUUUGGUCGGUGUAUUUAUGCAUAUUCGUUUUAUUUUGUUAUUAAUUUUGUGGUAGUAAUGGGAAGGAUACAAUUCUAAGUAUUCGGCACACUUUCGUGUUGCAGGUAUACGACACCAAUGUUGCCAAAGCCAUCUUGGUGGAGUCGAUCAGCGGGCCAUGCCAUGUCAGACCGUUGGGCAAGACGAGAACGGAGAGUGACCCGAGUGUGGGUUCGGAUCCAGUUUUCCUCUGCAGGUACAUGUUUAUGGAUAAGAAUAAUUAAUUAAUUAAUUAAUUAAUUAAUUAUUAUUGUUUUCCUGCUGGGGUUUCCCGUUGCUCAAGGCAUGUUAUGUUGUCCACGAAUUCAUCUUGCGCAGGUGGUUUUAUGAUGCAUCAGAAGGGCUCUUCCGAUCUCUUCUUCAGUAG